GGCGCUGUCGGGGCCAUGUCGCGACACAGGCGGGUCGCGCGGCGGCAGCCCGGCGGGGCCGCGGGGGGCUCGGCUGCCGCCGCCGCGGUGCGCGCCCGGGCCGAGGCCCUCAGGGAGCUCGGCGUGGACGAGGAGGUGGAGAUGGCGGUGCAGCUCGCCCUGGAGCGGUUCCGGAGCGGGGACGAGGCGGAGAUGGAAUUUCCUUCUAGUUUCACUAGUACUGAAAGAGCGUUUGUUCACCAGCUCUGUCAGUCUCUUGGACUGGUGUCUAAAAGCAAAGGAAAAGGAGCAAAUCGAUACCUGACUGUAAGGAAGAAGGAUGUCUCAGAACUGACACGUGCAGUCAUGGCUUGCGACUUGGCUCUCCGUACAAAACACACCGUUCGGAGCCUCAUUCAGAGCUUUCCCGUCACGAACAAGGAACGCACAGAACUCUUGCCAAGGACAGAGCGAGGAAGUGCGCGUGCUAUUGAAUCUGAAAACAAAGAAUUGAACAAGACAAGCGGUCGACUUAAUGACGGGAUCCCCCAGGUCCCAGUGAAAAGAGGGGAAUCAGAGUUCGAUUCCUUCAGGCAAUCACUACCAGUUCUUGAAAAACAGGAAGAAAUUGUCCAAACGAUAAAGGACAAUAAAAUUGUUUUGAUUAUAGGAGAGACGGGAUCGGGAAAAACUACUCAAAUCCCUCAGUUUAUCCUUGAUGACUGCUACAAGAACGGAGCUCCCUGUCGUGUGUUUUGCACUCAGCCGAGACGUUUAGCAGCUGUUGCUGUGGCUGAAAGGGUGGCAGCAGAAAGGAGAGAGAAGAUUGGCCAGACAAUUGGUUACCAGCUCCGGUUGGAAAGCAGGGUUUCUCCAAAGACACUGGUAACAUUCUGCACUAAUGAUAUGCUCCUUCGCACGCUGAUGGCAGGAGACAGCACCCUCUCCACUGUGACACAUGUAAUUGUGGAUGAAGUACAUGAGAGGGAUAGGUUCAGCGACUUCUUGCUAAUAAAACUGAGAGAUGUGCUGCAAAACCAGAAUAAUUUAAAACUAAUUAUUUCUAGUGCUGCUCUAGAUGCGAAUCUUUUUAUUAGGUAUUUUGGAAGCUGCCCAGUAAUACACAUCCAAGGAAGACCUUUUGAAGUUAAAGAGAUGUUUCUGGAGGACAUCUUGCGAAGCACUGGGUAUACAAACAAAGGGAUGGUAAAGUACAAAAAAGAGAAGCAGCAAGAAGAGAAACAGAAAACCACUCUUGCUGAGUGGUGUUCCGCUCAAGAAAACACCAACAAACUGGCACGUCGGAGACAAAAAUCAGUUCCAAGGGCAAGUGAAGAGUACAGUCUGUUGGAUGAUGGUGGUGACACAGUAUUUAAUCAACUGACUGAAAAAGAUGUGAAUUGCCUUGAACCGUGGAUAGUAAAAGAAAUGGAUUCGUGUCUGUCUGACAUCUGGUUGCAUAAAGAUAUUGAUUCCUUUGCUCAGGUGUUCCAUCUAAUUUUAACUGAAAAUGUCAGUGUUGAUUAUAAGCACAGUGAGACCGGCGUGACUGCUCUGAUGGUUUCUUCAGGGAGAGGCUUUUUGAGUCAAGUAGAACAGCUGAUCAGUAUGGGAGCAAGUAUCCACUGCAAAUCAUCCAAUGGCUGGACGGCUGUGGACUGGGCUAGGCGCUUUGGACAGACAGAGGUUGUUGAUCUGUUGGAAUCCUACAGUGCUUCAUUCGGAUUUGGAAAUCUGGAUGAAAGUUCCCUGGUCCAAAAAAGUGGUAGCGACCUUAGUGCAGAGGACAGAGAGCUACUGACAGCUUAUCAUCACAGCUUUGAUGAUGAAAAAGUGGAUCUGGAUCUGAUCAUGCACUUACUCCACAGCAUCUGUCGUAGCUGUGAUGCGGGAGCCAUUUUAAUAUUUCUUCCUGGAUAUGAUGAGAUAGUGAGCCUGAGGGACCGCAUUCUUUUUGAUGACAAGAGAUUUGCUGAUAAUGCUCCCAGAUACCAAGUUUUCAUGCUUCAUUCGAGUGUGCAGACUUUGGAUCAGAAAAAAGUGCUUGAAACUCCACCUUCUGGCGUCCGCAAAAUUAUUCUUUCUACUAAUAUUGCAGAAACCAGCGUAACAGUCAGUGAUGUUGUAUUUGUCAUUGACUCAGGCAAGGUGAAAGAGAAGUCUUUUGAUGCACUGAGCCGUGUUACAGUGCUAAGAAUGGGGUGGAUUUCAAAAGCCAGUGCUAUCCAGAGAAAAGGCAGGGCUGGGCGCUGUCAGCCUGGAGUCUGUUUUCGUCUCUUCAGCAGGCUCCGAUUUCAGAAUAUGUUGGAAUUUCAGUCUCCAGAACUUCUAAGAAUGCCACUUCAGGAGAUUUGUUUAUACACAAAGCUUCUGGCUCCAAUUAAUUGUCCAGUUGUAGACUUUCUUAUGAAAGCUCCUGAUCCUCCGCCUGCUGUAACUGUCAGAAAUGCUGUGCACAUGCUUAAGACCAUAGAUGCCAUGGACCCUUGGGAAGAUCUCACUGAGCUUGGUUACCACCUCACUGAAUUACCUGUAGAGCCACACCUGGGUAAAAUGGUGUUGUAUGCAGUUGUGCUGAAGUGCCUGGAUCCUGUUCUGACCAUUGCCUGUGCUCUUGCCUGCCAAGACCCUUUUGUGCUGCCCACGCUGGCCUCCCAAAAGUGUGCGGCCAUGCUGUGCAGGAAGCGUUUUGCUGCAGGGACGUUCAGUGACCACAUGGCCCUGCUCAGGGCUUUCCAGGUAGGAUUUCAUUUCAGAGAGUACUCAUCACAGGAGAUCACCCAUCAAGGCAAAUAAAGUACCAGUCAACUUGGAUGUAGAGU
Molecule: messenger RNA, 2801 nt
Organism: Corvus hawaiiensis (hawaiian crow)
Lineage: Eukaryota; Metazoa; Chordata; Aves; Passeriformes; Corvidae
Product: 3'-5' RNA helicase YTHDC2-like
Exons: 20
Coding region: 16-2775 (919 amino acids)
Cellular component (GO): intracellular anatomical structure
Molecular function (GO): RNA binding; ATP binding
Source: RefSeq, a predicted model, not a curated record